AUAGUCAUAAGUCUACAGCAACAAGCUAAAGCAGAAGAUGAAAAAAGAAAGAAAGAAAAAAAAAGCAAUGAUGGCCUGAUGGGGUCCAUCUGUUGCAGAAAGGCCACCAAUGGAAUAAAGCACAACCGAUAUUGCAAGUGUGCCUUGCCACUCGAAGCUAUCUUCACAGUUGUCUCCUCUCACCUGAAAGCACCAGAUCUGGAGAAAAUGGCUCCUAAAUUAGUCUUCGUUCUGCCAAUUGUGCUCCUUGGCUGGGCAUUCCAGGCGAUUCUCCGGCCUCCCCCCGCAAAACUGUGUGGCUCCCCAGGUGGCCCUCCUCUGACAUCUCCGAGGAUCAAGCUCAGGGAUGGAAGGCACCUUGCAUACAGAGAAGAUGGAGUACAGAAAGACAAGGCCAGGUACAAGAUCAUCACAAUACAUGCAUUUGAUAGCACCAAGGACAUACCCUUACCUGUUUCCAAGGAGCUUGUGGAAGAACUGGGAAUUUACCUCCUUGCUUUUGAUAGAGCUGGGUAUGGGGAAAGUGACCCAAAUCCCAAGCGGGAUGUAAAGAGCGAGGCACUGGAUAUCGAGGAGCUCGCUGACCAGCUGGAGCUUGGGCAGAAGUUCUAUGUCUUGGGGACCUCAAUGGGAGGAUACUCAGUUUGGGGAUGCCUCCAGUAUAUACCUCACAGGCUCGCAGGUGCUGCGCUAGUUGUUCCAGUUAUCAACUACUGGUGGCCUUCUUUUCCAGCUGAACUAUCCAGGCAAGCCUUCAAGAAACAGGUAGUGCCAGAGCAGAGGACCCUGUGGAUUGCACACAAUGUACCUUCCUUGCUCUACCUGUGGAUGACCCAGAAGUGGCUCCCUUCUUCUGCGGCUGCCAUGCACCACCCUGAAAUAUUUAGCAAGCAUGAUAUGGAGGUUCUUCAGAAGAUGAUGGCAAUGCCAAGAACCAUCGAGAAUAAAUCAAGGCAACAAGGCACUUAUGAAUCAAUCCACCGUGAUUUACUUGUCGCUUUUGGAAGGUGGGAGUUUGACCCUAUGAAUAUUACGAAUCCAUUUCCUCAAAAUGAGGGUUCUGUACACAUCUGGCAAGGAUAUGAAGACAGGUUGGUGCUUGUUGAGCUGCAGAGGUACAUUUCGAAGAAACUUCCAUGGAUUAAGUACCAUGAAGUCCGAGAAGGUGGACAUAUGUUCAUGCUGGUAGAUGGAUGGACUGACCGAAUUCUCAAGGCACUCGUGGUAGGAGAAGAGCCCUCAGCUGUGUGACAGUAGAUCCAUUUUCAAAAUGCUGACAACAUCAAGACUGCACAGCUGCUAUUCAGUUUAAAUUUUUCUUCCCAAAAUUGUAUUCCUAUAACAUCAAGACUGGUCUAACUCAUAAUAUGUUAUACUGUCACUUUAAGCUAUUGUUCUCCAGCAUAUCAAGUAAUUACAACAGCAUGUGAGA
Panicum hallii is the source of this 1432-nucleotide messenger RNA. RefSeq lists its product as uncharacterized. The transcript has 4 exons. NCBI's taxonomy places the organism in Eukaryota, Viridiplantae, Streptophyta, Magnoliopsida, Poales, Poaceae. The record is from RefSeq and is a predicted model, not a curated record. Bases 79 to 1251 code for a protein of 390 amino acids.